AUGGUGUCUUCCGUAUUGGACCACCUACUAGAGGAUAUUCUCGCGCAAAAGGAGAAGAAACACCGGGAACUCGUGGCCAUCUCUGUGGACUCAUGUCUCGGCGAUGCUCUGAAGCUAUUACGACGACAUAAUAUACUCGCUCUCCCCGUCUAUGGUCAAAAAGGUCAUUGGCUAGGCGUCGGUGGCGAUACUGACGCUAUUGACGGUGACAAGCACUACAUUGGUCUCCUUUCUAUCUUGGACAUUACCAUCUACCUCACAAACCUUGCGAUGGAGGUCGAUGCUGCCAAACCAAACUCACCUGUCGACGCUCCAAGACCACACGCGCACGGAAUGGACACUCUGGACUCGGUAUCUGUACGCACCCUUCUUGGCAAAUCCCCAGAAUCUCAGACGCUUUGGAUUGCUAAACCGGGUGACAAGCUCUCGGCGUGCAUAGAACCACUAUCCAAAGGUGUACAUCGUCUGCUAGUCCCACAACCUAUUGGCGAAUCAGCUGGCUUCCAUCUUAUUACGCAAAGCGACAUUAUCAGAUACAUAUUGUCAAUCCUGAACGAGGAUCCAAAUCUAAGAGCCAAAGCUUCAACGUCGCUUGCUGUGCUCGGUCUUGCACCUGACGGUGCCGACAAACGAGUCUUGACUGUAGACAAGGAUGUCUCACUACUUGCGGCUCUAAAAGGAAUGAGUGAUUGGGGUAUCAAUGCCAUUCCUGUUGUCAAUGAGGCCAAGAAUGGUGUUCUGACUGGAACGCUCUCCAUCUCUGACUUAAGACAAGUGCCAGCUCGAACCGAUAUAUUCGAGCUCUUGUCAGAAAUGAAGAAGCUUACAGUCGCGCAGUUCCUCGAUCGGGUCAAAAUUGGUGGUGAAUACAGUGGUGGUGACAUUCAUCAUGUGCAUCGUAUUUGGAUUGUCAAUGAUGCGAGGGUGCCUAUUGGGAUUGUCACGUUGACAGAUAUUAUUCAUGCGAUAUUGGAACUAGGCAAGUAA
Molecule: messenger RNA, 987 nt
Organism: Synchytrium microbalum
Lineage: Eukaryota; Fungi; Chytridiomycota; Chytridiomycetes; Synchytriales; Synchytriaceae
Exons: 8
Coding region: 1-987 (328 amino acids)
Source: RefSeq, a predicted model, not a curated record